Molecule: messenger RNA, 1398 nt
Organism: Exophiala mesophila
Lineage: Eukaryota; Fungi; Ascomycota; Eurotiomycetes; Chaetothyriales; Herpotrichiellaceae
Exons: 3
Coding region: 399-1070 (223 amino acids)
Source: RefSeq, a predicted model, not a curated record
GUCGAUGUUGUGCUGUCGGUGGUAUCCAUCAGACUGUCGCGUCUCAAGAUGAAGCCUGCAAAGCGAUGGAAGGGAAGGUUCCAGACUGCAGGCUCCAGACCAAAGACUUCCUUCCUGUUUCGUUCCUUGCUUGCUUCCUUCCUUCGCUCGACUACAUCUCACCAGUUGUUCUUGCCUGGACGUGCCCUGUCAUGUGAUUCGUACAAAUGGCCUUGCUUUCUCUCAUUCUUUCUCUUGACGCAUAAUAUAUACACUCGUUUGUGUUUUGGUGUUGACAUUGCUGCUUGCCACGUUCCAAGGGUGUGGUCUGUGUACGGUAUCCAGGACGAUCGAACCUUUCCUCCCUUUUGAUAGAUUUGGUUUCAGAGCUGUUCUAUCAUCUCGACACUGGUCUAAAGAUGCUGGCCAAAAACUUGUUCGUUGUGGGCGCAGCUCUCGUCGCCAGUGCUUUUGCUCAGGGUCGACUUGCAUUUACAUCCACUCCAGGAACUGCAGUUCAAGGCUCGACAUACAAUAUUUCAUGGAGUGGUGGUGAUGGCUCAGCGGUGACAUUAACCCUUCGAAAGGGUGAUCCCAAUGAUUUGGAAACGAUCGGCAUUUUGGGCCAGAGCAUCAUGACGGAUUCAUAUGUGUGGGAGGUUUCGGACUCGCUUGAGCCUGACGAUGACUAUGCUCUUCAAAUCACUCAACGUCAGGACGUCAUCAACUAUUCGGGACUGUUCUCCAUUAUCGCAGGUAACUCGACGGCGGCGUCGACGACUACACCUCCCUCCAACAGCUCUUCGAGCACCACCACAUUCAUCGGCUCAUCGGCGGGCACGGGUACUGCGUUGCCACGAAACACGACUUUCAGCUCUCCAACUAUUUCACCCACGACUAGCCUCGAGCCCGCAGUCACCCAACACGAGACCCAAACCGAAAGCGUAGCCACGACCACUACACCCGCUGCCACUACUGCAGCUGGGGCUUCAGCUACGACAAGUGCACCCGUGGGUGGCAGUGCCGCACAGCUAGCCAGCUCAAUGGCAUUGGUCAUGGGUGUCUUUGCCGCCAUCAUGUUUAGCAAUUAGAGAUGAAAAGUUGGGCAACAUCAGACAAGCGAAAAGAGGUCAUGUCUGUCCGUACUGUCUUCUAGGUGGAGUGGAAUGCAGUUCUUGGAGUUGAAUACAAGGAUAUGGAUAUGAUAACUCACAACCAUGAGGUGUUGGGGUUGAUUCUGCAUACUGGAAACAUAUCAAGAGAUGAUUUGCAUUACGGUACAUUGAGCUAGGUUGGGUUACGGGCUGUAUCUAGUAAUAGGAUAAUGUCUGAAUCUGGAGAUGUUGAUCUCAAGUCAAGUCGAAUUGUAUCGUGCGUGUCGUGAGUUGUCACAUGAAUGGCAUGAGCUUAACAGAUAGA